Ochotona princeps (American pika) is the source of this 1100-nucleotide messenger RNA. It is a transcript of the gene NR0B2, whose product is annotated as nuclear receptor subfamily 0 group B member 2. Gene Ontology annotation, biological process: circadian rhythm; negative regulation of transcription by RNA polymerase II. NCBI's taxonomy places the organism in Eukaryota, Metazoa, Chordata, Mammalia, Lagomorpha, Ochotonidae. The record is from RefSeq and is a predicted model, not a curated record. Gene Ontology annotation, molecular function: transcription corepressor activity; transcription factor binding. Gene Ontology annotation, cellular component: nucleus; cytoplasm. The transcript is spliced from 2 exons. Bases 32 to 814 code for a protein of 260 amino acids.
GCUGCGAGGAAGCAGGAGCCACUGUACUACCAUGAGCUCCAGCCAACCGGGGGCAUGCCCGUGCCAGACUGCUGCAGGGCGUCCGGCCAUCCUAUAUGCACUGCUGAGCCCCGGCUUCAGGGCCAGGCCCUCUGUCCCUCCAUCCCGCAACCACUGCCUGUGCAGGGAACAUCGGCCUGUCCGGCUCCGCACCCCUCAUCGCACCUGCCAGCAGGCCCUGGACAUUCUGGCUAAGAUGGUGGCCUUCCUUCGGAAUCUGCCAUCCUUCUGCCAACUGCCUCCUGAGGAUCAGAGACAGCUGCUGCGGAGUUCCUGGGGCCCUCUCUUCCUGCUGGGUUUGGCCCAAGACACAGUGACCUUUGAGGUGAUCGAAGCCCCAGUGCCCAGCAUACUCAAGAAGAUCCUGCUGGAGGAGCCCACCUGCGGGACAGGCAGAGGGCAGCUCCCGGACCGGCCCCAGCCUUCACUGGCUGCAGUGCAGUGGCUACAGUGCUGUCUGGAGUCCUUCUGCAACCUGGAGUUGGGCCCCAAGGAAUACGCCUAUCUGAAGGGGAUCAUCCUCUUCAACCCUGGCGUGCCAGGCCUCCAAACCUCCUCCCACAUUGGGCGCUUGCAGCAGGAGGCCCACUGGGCACUAUGUGAAGUCCUGGAGCCCUGGAGAGCAGCAGGCCAAGGCCGCCUGGCCCAAGUCCUCCUCACAGCUUCCACCCUCAAGUCCAUCCCGCCUGGGCUGCUCCGGGACCUCUUCUUCCGCCCCAUCAUUGGAGACACUGACAUCGCUGGGCUCCUGGAGGACAUGCUUUUGCUGAGGUGACGUAUCCUGGGACUGGCCAGAGAUCAGCUAUGGACUGGGCAGAAGCUGGUGGUGUUGAGCCAGACUGGCUGUAGGCCCAGGGGGUAGUCCGCAGCUCCUGGAGGGGGCAAUCUGCCCCCACAGCUCCUCAUUGCUGCUUGGCCACAGCCUGACUGCGCCUUCCUUUAGUGUGGACAUGGUGUUCCGGCUGCCUAGUGAGCCCUGGGUGCUCUCUGGAGCCUCAGGACUAAAACUGCCAUCCCCUCCUGGGCUAGCAGAGGACCCCUAGGCUGCUCGCUGGCCUGGG